Messenger RNA from Austrofundulus limnaeus, 5238 nucleotides. It is a transcript of the gene npc1l1, whose product is annotated as NPC1-like 1. Bases 412 to 4479 code for a protein of 1355 amino acids. Gene Ontology annotation, biological process: sterol transport; cholesterol homeostasis; intestinal cholesterol absorption. Gene Ontology annotation, cellular component: plasma membrane. The transcript is spliced from 23 exons. Lineage: Eukaryota; Metazoa; Chordata; Actinopteri; Cyprinodontiformes; Rivulidae. The record is from RefSeq and is a predicted model, not a curated record. Gene Ontology annotation, molecular function: cholesterol binding; lipid carrier activity.
GAACAUGACUGUCUUUGGAAAAAACGAAAAAACAGCGACUUGUAUAAAAGAUUUUGAUUCGUUCAUGCACCUUGGCCCUGAUUGCUCGGAUGAUCCUGUGGUGUAACCUGGACUGUCAGCUUUAUCUUGGCCGUGACCUUCGUGUGUGAUAACAGCAUUUAUUUCAAAGUUGGGGGGAAAUGAAGGAAUUUGAUCCAGGGCACAAUUUAUUGUGCUGUCUUCUCCCACUAUCAGCCAUCCGCUAUCAGUGCUGGACAGACAGGCAAUAGGAGAAGGCGGACAAGCUUGGACGGUGCAGGGUCCUCUCACUGUUUCUGCCUGAUGUGUCUCCCAGAAGGACAUCAUUAAACACUCCAUAAAGUUAGAAGUGAGGACGCCAACUCUUCUGCUUUCUGAACACGCUCAGAAAUCAUGGUCCAUACUGCAGCUCUGAUCACUUUUCUGGCUUGUGUGGUGCUUUCAGGAGCCACAACUAAGCCAGGAUUCUGUGCUUUCUAUGAGGAGUGUGGUAGAAACCCUACCGUCGGAGGUACCCUCAUUCCUCCUAUUGUCCCAUGUCUGGAUCCCAGCCCCGCCCGACACCUCACAGGGGAGCACUACAAGAAGUUCAAAGAGGUGUGUCCCAUGUUAGACCAGGGUGAGACAAACACGUACGCCUGCUGCUCCAUCAAGCAGCUCUCAUCUCUGGAGAAGAGCCUGGGCUUGUCCAAAAACGUGCUGGUCCGAUGUCCUUCCUGCGUGGAAAACUUUGCCCAUCUGCACUGCAUCAACACCUGCAGCCCCAACCAGACGCAGUCGGUAAAGGUCAUGAAGGUCAUGAACAUCACUAACCUGGGCGUUACGAAGGAGGGGGUGGUGGCCUACCAAUCCUUCAUCAGCACCACAUUUGCAGAGACCGCCUUCCAGUCCUGUAAGAAUGUCAGAAUCCCAGCCACAGGAGGCUUCGCCAUCUCCACCAUGUGCGGUCGGUACGGUGCCAAGCUUUGCACCGCCCAGCGCUGGUACGACUUCCAAGGUGACUCCAGUAAUGGCUUGGCUCCACUGGACAUUGAUUUUCAACUAAAAAAGGAAGGCGACACUUCAGGGGUGCCCGAAGGGGUGAUUCCGUACAACGGACGAGCUCUGAAGUGUAACGAGACGACGCCAACGGGUGGUGAGGUCUGCUCCUGUCAGGACUGCGAAGAGUCCUGCCCGAGUGUGCCACCUCUUGACCCGCCUCCAGCACCCUUCAAACUGUUUGGGGUGGAUGGAUACCUUGUGAUUUCCAUCAUCUUACUCUGCCUCCUGGUACUGGGAUUCAUGUUCUACCUUAUUGUCUCCUGUGUGGUGAAGUCUAAAACCAGAAAGGACGAGGAGGGAGGGAAGAAGAAAGGUAAAAACAAGGAUCAGAACAGUAAUGACGUGACUCAGCGCAUCAUUCAUGAAUCCGAGGUGUCCUGUGCUGACAGGAACAGCUUGGCUGCCCAAGCUUUCAUGAGCUUACAGUUCCAGCGUUGGGGAACAUUUAUGGCCUCUUAUCCCCUCACGGUUCUCUUGGUCGCGGCUGUUAUUGUGGUCAUUUUCUCUGCUGGCCUCAAGUCUAUCAAGCUCACUACUGACCCAGUUGAGCUCUGGUCUGCUCCCAACAGCAGGGCCCGCCAGGAGAAAGACUUCCACGACACACACUUUACCCCCUUCUUUCGGACAAACCAGCUGAUCUUGACAGCACCAGAGCGACAAGGUCACAUUUACGACUCUUUGCUGUUUGGGCAGCAGAACUUCAGCGGGCUCGUAUCUAAAGAUCUCAUUAUUGAGCUGCUGGAACUCCAGACAAAAAUACAGAAAAUUGAGUUUUUUUCAGAGGAUUUGAACCAAACAGUAACUCUGAAGGAUGUGUGUUAUGCGCCACUGAAUCCUUCCAACCCGUCCCUGACCGACUGUGCUGUAAACAGCCUGCCACAGUACUUCCAGAACAGCCUGGACAACAUCAAUGCAAAAGUGAACAUGACAAAGCUGGGAGUGACCAAAGAAGUUGACUGGAGAGAUCACCUCAUCUACUGCCUCAACUCUCCAUUGUCGUUCAAAGACAUCACAGAUUUAGGAAUGAGCUGCAUGGCUGAUUACGGAGCUCCGGUAUUUUCGUUUCUGGCCGUGGGAGGCUAUGAGAAUGAGGAUUACACUAAUGCUGAAGCUUUCAUCAUGACCUUCUCCCUGAACAACUACAUUCGUGAUAACCCAAAGUUCAAAGUGGUGUUGCAGUGGGAGAAGGAGUUCCUCAGGGUUGUCCAGGACUACCAGAAGAAUCCAGCUGCAAACUUUACCUUUGCAUACAUGGCAGAGAGGUCCCUAGAAGAUGAGAUCAAUCGAACAACAGCAGAAGACAUCCCCAUCUUCAUGAUCAGCUAUGCUGUGAUUUUCGUUUAUAUUGCUGUGGCACUGGGGGAGUACAAUUCAUGGAAACGGAUACUGGUGGACUCUAAGUUUUUGGUAGGUCUGGGUGGGAUCCUGGUGGUUGGUUGUUCUGUCCUGGCCUCCAUGGGGUUCUACUCGUGGAUCGGUAUCCCGUCCUCGCUGGUCAUCUUGCAGGUCGUGCCCUUCCUGGUGCUUGCAGUUGGGGCUGACAACAUCUUCAUCUUUGUUCUGGAGUAUCAGAGGGAUGCGAGGAGGUCUGGAGAGACGAGAGAGGAGCAAAUCGGCCGUGUGCUCGGCCAAGUUGCUCCCAGCAUGCUCCUGUGCAGUCUCUCUGAGUCCGUCUGCUUCUUUUUAGGGGCCCUGUCCACCAUGCCAGCAGUGAAGUCCUUUGCUCUGUACGCUGCUUUAGCUGUGCUCAUGGACUUCAUCCUUCAGAUGACCGCUUUUGUGGCCCUUCUGUCCCUGGAUGCUCGGCGCCAAGACAGCAACCGCUGUGAGCUGCUUUGUUGCGUUUCUGUGUCGACGCAACGUCCAAAUGAGCCAAAUGAGGGCUUUUUACUGCCUUUCAUGAGGAAAUACUACGCUCCCGUCCUGCUGCACCGCUACACCCGAGUCAUAGUGAUGUUGGUUUUCAUCUUCAUGUUCUGCGCCUCCAUUUUCCUCAUGCUGAAUGUGAAAGUUGGUCUAGAUCAGGAGCUGGCCAUGCCACAGGGAUCCUACAUGCUGGACUAUUUUAAGUACCUGUACAAGUACUUUGAAGUUGGCGUUCCCGUUUAUUUCGUGACAAAGAGGGGCUUUAACUUCAACAGCGAGGAGGGCAUGAACGCAGUGUGCUCCAGCGUUGGCUGUGAUCAGUUCUCAAUGACACAAAAGAUCCGUUACGCCACAGACCACCCUGAUCGAUCCUAUUUGGCGAUUCCUGCCAACUCAUGGGUGGAUGACUUCAUCGACUGGUUGAACCCUGGAUCCAGAUGUUGUCGCUUAUACACCCUCGGCCCAAACACCGGACAGUUCUGCCCAGCAAACAUAUCUGGUUUUCUCUGUGCACGGAAGUGUCUGAAUCCUACUGCAGAUGGUGUCGUCAGGCCCACUGUGGACGAAUUCUACCGCUUCCUCCCAGACUUCCUGGGGAACAGGCCAGACCUGCAGUGCUCCAAAGGUGGUCUAGGAGCCUACGACACGUCGGUGGUGAGAGAUGAAAAAGGAGAAAUAAUAGCCUCCCGGUUUAUGGCGUACCACACAACCCUGACUAACUCCCAGGAGUUCACCGCUGCUCUGAUACGAGCCAGAGAGCUGGCAGACAACAUCACCAAGAGCAUGAGGAAGGUUCCAGGAACCUCACCCGACUUUGAAGUAUUUCCUUACACGAUCACUAAUGUAUUUUACGAGCAGUACCUGACUAUCGUGCCGGAAGGCCUCUUCAACAUCUCUCUGUGUCUGCUGCCGACCUUUGUGGUUUGCUGCCUGCUGCUGGGUUUGGAUCUGCUCUCCGGCCUGCUCAACUUGUGCACCAUCAUCAUGAUCACUGUGGACACGGUUGGCGUCAUGACAUUAUGGAGCAUUGAUUACAACGCAGUGGCUCUGAUCAAUCUGGUCACGGCGGUGGGCAUCUCUGUGGAGUUUGUGUCCCACAUGACGAGGUCCUUUGCGCUCAGCAUUCAGCCCACCCAUGUGGAAAGAGCCAAGGAGGCUACAGCCAAGAUGGGCAGUGCAGUGUUUGCUGGCGUCGCCAUGACCAACCUGCCCGGCAUCCUCGUGCUGGCGUUUGCUAAAGCUCAGCUCAUCCAGAUUUUCUUCUUCCGGUUAAAUCUGGUCAUCACACUUUUGGGGAUGGCUCAUGGACUCAUAUUCCUUCCCGUGUUGCUCAGUUAUUUUGGUCCUAGUGUAAACAAAGCAGUUCUGUUUCAGCACCAGCAGGCCAAAUCCAACCUGGAGAUGACGAGCAAACAGAAAGAAAUAUACGACAACAUCAGCUACGAAGAUACCGAAACAAAAGAAGAGUCAAACUCGCGCAUCAAAAACGCCCCCGCUGACCCCAAGGAACCCUCACAAGUUGUAGAAAAGCAGGGAAGAACUGAUAGUUUAUGAGCAUCGACCACAAAAAAACUGCUUACCAGCUCUGAUGAGUAAAAACACCUUUGUCACAUAGAGAGCGAGAACAAACACAGACACAGAGCAAACAAGGAGUUGUGUUUUUGGCUUCAAAUAGCAAUCAUUAACCCAACGUACCUCAAUCAGAAAUGGACUUGUGGGAUAGAUGAUAACAACACACAGUUGCGCAGUAUUUCUGGGAAUAAUGCAACAACGGGCUACUGCAAUGGCAACCGACAAGAUGGAUCUUGAAUUUGCCAUUUUCUAUCUAUUUUGUAUUAAAAUGCAAUUAUUUUGCGUGUGAAAAUAUUAUUACUGUUUAGAGAGCUUUAAAGGAACACUCCAGCAUUUCAUAGUUUCUUCAAAUGUGCUCUGACGCUAUAGCUAAAAUGCUAGCGAAAAUGUUGAAUCAGAAAAGAAUGUUUAAAGUGUUAAAUGUUUGUAUCAAAGCGACUUUGCCAUGAAGAUUUUAUCAUGGCGGCUAAUUAGACGUUACAAAUGUAAUGCAGAAAUUUACCAGGCUCGAGUGUGUUUCUAAUUUAUUUUUUUUCAAACAUUUUUUAUGUAUUUGCUGACUCCAAACCUGCAAGGGUUUACUUCCACAGCAGUCAUUGCACAUUAUUUAGUACCUUUAAAAAAAGGUAUUGCAGACAGCUUUAUACUUUUGCAAUGUAAAUGCAAACCUUUUGAAAACGGAGGUCUUUAAAGGGUAAAAGUAAAAUAAAAAUGGUCUGAGAGAAAAAAAAACACUUUAAA